AUGAGCAAAAGAGAGAGAGAAGAGUGAGAGAGAGAGCGGGGAAGAGUAAGAGAGAGAGAAAGAGGGAGGGAGGACCAUUGGGGUCCGCAAGCAAGCGAGGAUCAGCAACGGCAGAAUGAGACGGAGAGAGAUAGCGAGCGGUAAGGAGGUGGAGGAGAGCACUGCUGGACUAAAGGACUACCAGACACAAGAGAGCCACACCAGGAGCAGAGGACAGGAAAAACAUGCGGACUAAAGAGAAGGCUAAGAGAAGAAAAAACGUGAAGAGCCCACAGAAGUCAUCACCUGGGGGCUAUUGUUCAGAAACAGAGGAACGUUUUCACUGUGACGUCCAAUCAGGAGUGACUAAACCUGUACGCGGGUCUUCAAUGGAAGAACUAUGAGAAUUCAUUGACUAUUAAAGCUGCAUAUCCAGCUUGCAUAUACACAAACUAAUUCAAUCUGCCACCCAAGGCUCAAAGUUAACUGGUAAGAUAAAAGCUGGACCAUUCUGCUUUUCUAUUGGAAGUAGACUUGCUGAGGUUGGCUGAUGUCACAGCUCACCUCUAUCCCGUUCAGCUCCUCUGGGGGCUGAGCCAACCUGCAGAGGAGCAUGGGCAGGAGGGUGGCUCAUCCAAACAAUCCUGUGCCUGCACUGGGAGUUCCUCUUGCUGGGGGGCGAUGGGGCCCGCUGUGCAGUAUUGGUGUGCAGACAUCUCCCAGACUGCAGAUUCUGCCCUCCAUCAAGCGACACGGCAGCAACCCAGCCAGCACACAUCAGCCAGUCACCAUGGCAAUGGACAAAACAACAACAGCGGAGUCAACAGAAGUUAUCAGAAGUGACAGCAAUAGCCUUCCCGUGUCCAAAGAAACAUCUCAGAACGAGAUCAACAGCCUGACGCAGGACGACAUGGGCUCACAGGGGUCAGGAAGUGGCGUUUACUGCCAGAUCAGAACCGUACAAUCAAACCCCAAGGAUGCGAGAGGUAAAAGGACAGCUCGGUACACAAAUGGGAGCGUGGUAACGUCUGAUGUGGUGGGAGGGGUUUGCAGUGAAGCCACAGAAUGUAAGGAGCCAGCCCAAGAGAAGAGACGGGUGCAGUCUCUGCGAGGGGAAGGCCACCGCUCAGUGUUAAAGACAGGGAGUGUGUGUACCACUGUGCACGCCACCCCACCACGGCCCUGUCGAGUGAUGACAAACUCCCCGCAAAGCCUUUGUGGCACUUGUGGAAGAAGGCGAUCACAGGUUGCACCGUGCACAGGUGCAUGUCGCAGGAGGACAGUCAAUCAAAUCACAGCAAGCCAGACUUUACCGAACCCCCCACGGAAACCAUCGGUGGCUCCAACGCAGUCAAGAAAAGCCUCUGGUGCUGUAAACUCUCAGUCUGGCACCAAAAACACAGACACACUCGCUUCACAACAGCACACAUCUGUAAAAACUGCUCCAAUACCACAUCUGUCACACACCAUACCAAAAACAAACAGUUCACAUUCCACUCACUCCAUAGGUACUCAGAACAAAACGCAAGAUCCAAAGAAGCAGACCAGACCGCGCUCGGCAGACUGUACUUACUACAAAGACUCUGCCACACAAACCACAGAAACACAUGUGCACAAGAACACAGACAGCACCGCAGCUAAUGUGCAUACACAACAGGUGCACUCGUCAACUACGGAGGAAACAAAACCACAAUCAGAUGACAAACACAAUCAUAAUCUGGCUCAAGUCAAGAACUCUGAUGAGCAUGUUUCUCAACACACAACAGCCUGCAUCACGACUAAGCCUCAAUCUCCGUCCUUUCAAAGUGACUCAAAAUCUGGGAGCACGUCUCCGCUUCCACCAAAAAAUUCUCCAAAGGCCACUAAUUUCAAACCAGCAACUCCUGUGGAGCAAACCACACCACAGGAGUCCACAAAUACAUCCAAAACAACCUCUGAACAGAUCAAACUGAAGGACUAUGCGAAGCAGAAGAGUAAAUCAUUUGAUGACCACACUAUGCCUUGUAAGACUCAUAUGAAAGCACAAUGCAAUGGGGCACCGGGAGGACUGUUGGACGGACACACAGUGAACGCACCACGUGGGCUGGAGAGACAGCUGCAGAGUGUGGAGGAGAAUUUGCUGUCCAACCACGAGAAGAUAAAGGUGCUUCUCAACGUGAUUCAAGACCUGGAGAAGAGCAAGGCCUUCAGCGAAGGUCGUAGCUCAUACAGAACUGGUCAGGACAUAAACAACUGCGCGACCUGCCAGAGGACAGCCUGCAUCAUCUACAGCGUGGAGCAUGAUUUUCGACAGCAGGAGGGACGCUUCCAGGGGGUAAUAGAGGCCCUGGAGGGGGAAUAUGAUGUACCUGCACCAACUCUCACCAAGACCCCACCAGCCCCGUCUUCCUCCGGUCGCCCCAGCACCAAGGCUCGGGUCAAGAAAUUGCGCAAGAAGUGUUUCUGGUGGCUCUAAUCUCCGCGAAAGCUGCAAGUGGAUUUGUACAUUUGUGCAAAUACUGCUCUUGUGAAGGUGUGAGGCCUCUUCAAUGAAGUUCAGAGGGCGCUUUCUUUUCCAAAACUUCAACCAUGUAAACGUCGCUUUUACCACAGUAACCCAUCUUAAGCUCAGCAGAAUAUACUGGUGACCAAGUGGAAGAAAAGGGAAAUCUACUUAAGAUGAAAGAGGAAAACAAGGAGCUGUUCCAAAUACUUCUUUUACAGCCUGCUAGGCAGGACUUCCGCAGCUAAUGUGAAAGCUAACGUCCAACUGAAAGUGGGGACACUGCUCUUCAAGACCAAAUCUAUGACAGACAAAUGAAGCACCACUGAGACUUGGGGUAUCUGACAGGUAUAUCGUUACUCACCGGGCUGAGUGACUAUUUAGAAAGAUGGGAGUCACAUCAAUAAGCAGGGGACCUGUAAUCGUUUUUUUUUUUUUUUAAAUCCAAGGAAAUAAAUCGCUUGGAAUAUUUUGUCUUUGGAAAGCCUGGCAGCCAAAAAAAAAAUUGAAUGUAGCAACAAGGAUGAUAAGGAUCUUGGUGGAAAGCCAAAUGAGGACCUGUCCGGAAACGCAGUGAUCUGUCACAAACUUUGGGAAAGAAGAGCGGAAACUAUUUGCAAAUAGACAAUGUGAUAGGCAGCUGAUCAAAGACUGACUCUGUCAGAUAAUUAAAAAUUCUGUCAACAAUAGCUAACGGAAAGAUCAAAUCUCUCCUUUAUUACCGUCCAAAAUGGAAGUGUUUUGCUGUGAGCUCAAUCUUUCAAGGAUUGUCAAACACACAUGCAUAAUGCAUUGCAGUAUAUGCACAAAGAGGCUUGUGGGCACUAAUUUACACACACAGAAAAACCCACUGAAAUACAAGGAACUACUCCCCUUAUGCACGCAUGCAUUCAUUAUGUUUGUCACGGAGGACAAACUUGGGGUAGACCACCCAUCACUUCACUGUCAAAGACUGGCCAGUAUUAAUGCUGUAUAAUGUUUCAAUAUAUCUGUGGAAUCUGAAUCAACACAGCUUUAGUGAUUUCUGUGUCAUUAACACCAAAAACUAGCAGACGAUGUGUGAACUUUUCCCUAUUUACAUUGCAUAAAUUGCGCAAAAGGAUGUUCUGUUGGAAUGCAGUGACAUGGAGAGCUUUAUUGCGUGAACAAAAAAGUGAGCUACCUGGUCAAUUAAACAGAGGAAACAGAAUAAUCUAGUUGCUUCACCAUUCACAAACCAAAAAAAAAUGCUUUGCUCACAGUUACAAAUUCAUUAGAGUGUUGUAUAGCAUUUAAAUCAUACUGCCACUUCUAAUGUGUCCACUCAGUGACAUAAACCUGUGUUUUAAUAUGGGUCAACCCAGAACAGGAAAACCGCAGUUAAAUACACUGGAAGUAAUGUCUGUUCUGAGAAAUGAAAACUGAAAAUAUGCAGAACAUGUGUACGGCCCUAUCCCCCACACAAACACGCAGACAGACCUUCUUUUCAAUACAGACAGGUCAACAUUUGCCCAGUGCUUCUUCUACAGCACUUUAGAUCAUAGCCAGUAAUCUCAUAAGAACCUUCUUCAGCAUCCUCUGGAUGACAAGACGUCCCUAAUUAGAGUCCCAAAUGACACCAUACUAAUUACCCAAUCUAUAACCAAAAUGUCCUGUCAUAGCAUUUUUAUAAGCUGUUCCUUAACAGAGCGUGAGCACUCACAAAGCCCCUUUUCUUCUGAUCUUCCACUUGUACGUGCAAUAAAA
This is a messenger RNA of Cololabis saira (Pacific saury), 4186 nucleotides long. It is a transcript of the gene insyn2b, whose product is annotated as mucin-2. Gene Ontology annotation, cellular component: postsynaptic density. The record is from RefSeq and is a predicted model, not a curated record. Gene Ontology annotation, biological process: inhibitory postsynaptic potential. Lineage: Eukaryota; Metazoa; Chordata; Actinopteri; Beloniformes; Belonidae. Bases 593 to 2434 code for a protein of 613 amino acids. The transcript has 4 exons.